AUGACUCGGGGAAGCGCAGCUGUGCCAAAGGAAAAGAAAGGAGCAACCUUCACGAUUGAUUGUGGCAAGCCGGUCGAGGAUAAGAUCAUGGAAAUUGCAUUGCUUGAGAAGUUCCUCCAAGAGAGGAUUAAGGUUGGUGACAAGGUCAGUGCUCUCGGUGACACCAUUACAAUCACCAGUGAAAAGUCCAAGAUCUCUGUUUCCUCCAACAGCAACUUCUCUAAACAGUAUCUAAAGUACUUGACCAAAAAAUACUUGAAGAAACACAAUGUCCACGAUUGGCUUCAAGUGAUUGCUUCCAAUGAGGAUAGGAAUGUUUAUGAACUGUGGUAUUUCAACACUGCUGAAAAUGAGGGGGAAGAGGAAGAGUAA
Molecule: messenger RNA, 372 nt
Organism: Macadamia integrifolia
Lineage: Eukaryota; Viridiplantae; Streptophyta; Magnoliopsida; Proteales; Proteaceae
Product: 60S ribosomal protein L22-2-like
Exons: 1
Coding region: 1-372 (123 amino acids)
Biological process (GO): cytoplasmic translation
Cellular component (GO): ribosome
Molecular function (GO): RNA binding; structural constituent of ribosome
Source: RefSeq, a predicted model, not a curated record